CGCCGCUCUCCCGACAGCCCAUGCGCAGCCGCGCGUCUUUAAGCAACGGAAGAACCAGUGGAUGCGGCAGGGCGUUGGGCGGAAGGGGUUCGCACGCCAAGAACCGCCAUGCCUGGGGAUCACCGCCGCAUCCGCGGCCCUGAAGAAUCGCAGCCGCCGCAGCUGUACGCGGCCGACGAAGAGGAGGCGCCCGGCACCCGCGACCCAACGCGGCUACGGCCCGUGUACGCGCGCGCCGGGCUGCUGAGCCAGGCCAAGGGCUCGGCCUACUUGGAGGCGGGAGGCACCAAGGUGCUGUGUGCCGUGUCGGGCCCGCGACAGGCCGAGGGCGGCGAGCGCGGCAGCGGCCCGGCCGGAGCAGGCGGCGAGGCCCCGGCCGCGCUGCGCGGUCGCCUGCUCUGCGACUUCCGCCGCGCACCCUUCGCGGGCCGCCGGCGCCGCGCUCCCCCGGGCGGCUGCGAGGAGCGUGAGCUGGCGCUGGCGCUGCAGGAGGCGCUGGAGCCGGCUGUGCGCCUGGGCCGCUACCCGCGCGCGCAGCUCGAGGUGUCGGCGCUGCUGCUGGAGGACGGUGGCUCGGCCCUGGCCGCCGCGCUCACCGCCGCCGCUCUCGCCCUGGCCGACGCGGGCGUGGAGAUGUACGACCUGGUGGUGGGCUGCGGCCUCAGCCUCGCGCCGGGGCCCGCGCCCACCUGGCUCCUGGACCCCACGCGGCUCGAGGAAGAGCGCGCCGCCGCCGGCCUCACCGUGGCGCUCAUGCCUGUGCUGAAUCAGGUGGCCGGGCUGCUGGGCAGCGGCGAGGGCGGCCUGACCGAGAGCUGGGCGGAGGCCGUACGCCUGGGCCUCGAGGGCUGCCAGCGCCUCUACCCCGUGCUGCAGCAGAGCCUGGUGCGGGCCGCCCGCCGCAGGGGCGCCGCCGCCCAGCCCUGAACCAGAAGCCUGAGCAACUACGGACGCAAGCCGAGGACCGUGCUGCCGCCGUCCACGAAAAGAUCCGCGCCAUCGGCCUCCAGUCUGCGUCGAGAAUUCCUGGAAGGGCCCUGAUAUGACUGUGGUUGGACUGACCUGACUGCCAGAUGGUGGGACUUGGUCUGGAGCAGAGACUACUUGGAAUGAUAAAGGCAAAACUCAACAGCCCCUGGAGCUGCGCUUGUGGUGGAGCUGGACCCUGAUUUUAGCUGGACCUUUUUUUUAGAGACAGGGUUUCUUUCUGCAGUCUCAAACUCCUAGCCUUGAUUGAUCCUCCUGCCUUGGCCUCCCAAAGUGCUGGGACUACAGGUGCAUGCAACCACACCUGGCUAAUUUUCUUUUCUUCUUUCUUUCUUCUUUUUUUUUUUGAUGGAGUCUUGUUCUGUUGCCCAGGCUGGAGUGCAAUGGUGCGAUCUUGGCUCACUGCAACCUCUGCCUCCUGGGUUCAAUCCAUUCUGCUGCCUCAGCCUCCCAAGUAGCUGGGAUUACAGGCACAUGCCUCCAUACCGGGCUAAUUUUUGUAUUUUUAGUAGAGAUGGGGUUUCGCCAUGUUGGCCAGGCUGUUCUCGAAUGCCUGACCUCAGGUGAUCCACCCGCCUUGGCCUCCCAAAGUGCUGGAAUUACAGGUGUGAGCCACUGUGCCCAGCUGAGUAAAUUUCUUGAUUGCACAGAAUGUACGGUGAUAUUGGCGGACUUAAGGACAUUGAAUUGUUUAUCAGGAAUAAAGUAUUAUGUGUGUUUUCUGCGGCCCUGGAUAAUGCUGUAGCGUUCAGGGUCGAUUGAGUAAAAAACAUUUAGAGAUGGUUUCCUAUUUA
Messenger RNA from Pan troglodytes (chimpanzee), 1781 nucleotides. NCBI's taxonomy places the organism in Eukaryota, Metazoa, Chordata, Mammalia, Primates, Hominidae. The record is from RefSeq and is a predicted model, not a curated record.